Lingula anatina is the source of this 1785-nucleotide messenger RNA. RefSeq lists its product as uncharacterized. Lineage: Eukaryota; Metazoa; Brachiopoda; Lingulata; Lingulida; Lingulidae. The record is from RefSeq and is a predicted model, not a curated record.
AUGCGGGGCUUUUACUUAUCCCUGUGGUACACAGCGUUAGGGUCCUGCAUAAAAAAUGUCUGCGCUGUCACUGUUGAUCUGUGUGGCGGCCCCUCCCGUGAACUCAGAUGCGCCAAUUUUCAACAAGUUUUUACUAACUAUACCGCUACCCUUAUACUGGACACUGUAGAAGCGAGCACCAAGUUGGAAUGUACCGGAAAAUGUGGAGAAACUGAAGGUUGCGCGGCAGUUGUAUUCAAGAACCAAGAUCACAUGUGCCAUAUGCUCCCUGAACCCCAAAAUGUCUCGCAGUUUUCCUCCACUUCCCCAACUGGGAUAUGGAUGGCCAAUGUUAGGGACAUCUCGCCCAGAAAUGGAUAUGAAGAAGUAUGUUCUACUGUGAAGUGCAGUGCGGGGUCUCGAUGUCGGGUAGAUUGCACUACGGGAGAGCCGGUCUGCGUAGGGAGUUCAGCUUUCUGUGAUGAGACUCCAGUUUCCAAUAUCGUUUACGCUGGUUGGGGUGGAGGGUUUGGUGCGGUGACGGGAGGCGGACCAAAUUUCACUUACAACAAGCUACAGGACAGUACCGGAUUGAGAGUCGAAUUUAGCGGAUCAAUACGAACCGCUUUUGCUUGCAAAAGUUGUGGUUCUAUGGUCUACUUUCUUAUAAACGGUGCAAGUUGCACAAGUCCUUACAGUAUAGCAUUUACGGAACGUCACACUACGAGACGCAACAGAAUCGAACAUGGAUCACUGUCUGGCAUCUGUUGGGAUGUUCCAGCUGGCAUUGUCACCAUUCAGAUAUAUGUAAGGAACAUAAGUGGGGAUUCAGAAGCAUACCUCGGUUGGAAAGCAUUCUCCUACUUCAAAUUCGAGGAAAUAAAAGCAAAUCCUGGACAAUCGCAAUGUGAGACCCUGACACUUUUCAACAUUAAGGAAUUUGUGGUGGUAAAGGCUAUUUUCAUAAAAGAUGAAAACAUCUACAUGAGUAGUACAUACUUAAAACGGAGCUCGAACACGGCCCUGGCAGUCUACUGGACGGGAAGUCUACGUGAAGACGGAUCAAAAUGUGCCAGAUGGUACUUCACGUUCAAUGGUGCGGAGUGCUCCGAUCCCGGUACAAUAGAUGGCGCUUUGUACAUGGCAAAUGACUUGCAUAAUAUCAUUUUGAAGACUUUUGAGUUUUCUGGUGUUUGCAAAGGAAUCCCCGCAGGGGCAGUUAAUAUAUCGUUCCACUGCGGAAACUGCCCCUGGAACACAACCAAUGGUAACCCGUUGACUGGCUGGUAUGCACCAUCAAGAAUAAGGGUGGAAGAAACCCGGCUGGGUUUGGAUAUAAGUGCACUCUCAGACCAUACGGGAAAAACAGCUACUCGAAUCCCAAUCUUUAACCGGCAAUAUUGGUGGUGGCCAGCUCAAAACAUUAUUAUGAACGUUGGAACACUUUACACUGUGAUGUACAGUAAGAAGUCCGGCGCCAGUUGGUUAAAGGUACUCUGGUCUGGGAAUGCCCAAGAAAUAAAGGCCAUCAACGGCUGUUCACGAUGGUACUUCACCUUCAACGAUAACGAAUGCAGCAACCCAGGGGAAAUUGAGAGUAUAAAGUUCAAUAGAUACUAUGAAAGCGAUAAGGUCGUAUACUAUAACAGCCCAUUUACAGUUCAAGGCACUUGCCAGGGGAUAUCAGCCGGUGACGUCACUGUUGCUUUGAAAGUUGGUUCUUGUACUUAUUAUUUAGCGCAAGAGACGUUAACAUCCUGGGGAACGAAGACUUCACUUAUGAUAGAAGAAACAUUUCAUGGAUAA